Messenger RNA from Podarcis raffonei (Aeolian wall lizard), 4549 nucleotides. RefSeq lists its product as uncharacterized. The record is from RefSeq and is a predicted model, not a curated record. NCBI's taxonomy places the organism in Eukaryota, Metazoa, Chordata, Lepidosauria, Squamata, Lacertidae. The coding region runs from base 1130 to 2836 and encodes 568 amino acids. The transcript has 4 exons.
AUAGGCAUUUUCAGGACCUACUCUAUUCCUGUGACUGUAAUUUGUUUUAAUUGUUUUCUCUGUAAGAUUUUACAUUGUUGUAACCCGUCCUGGGACCUGAUGGCGUAGUAUGGGUAAUAAACUGAAAUAGCAACAGCAAUGGGGGCACGAAUCGCCUCAGAUAGACCAUAGCUCUACAGGAGGACCGUGUUGCCUCAGAUGAGCUUGCCCAUCAACUGAGAUAUACUUCUGAAGCCCUACUCUAGAUGCCUCCACCUUCAGAGAUUAGGCAAACGACUAAUAGGAAGAGGGGGCUUUUUCAACUGUUGUGGAACAGAGUCCCAAAAGAGCUACUGCCUUUGCCUGCUGAUGCAUUUCCUAUACUACAGGUGCCAGUCCAUCCUGUUUGCCUGGACUUUUAAUGCUAACCAAUACCUGCUCAUCACAAUGGUGUUCAGCAUUAAGCCUUGCUUAAUCUGUUGCUAAGGGCAGCUCUCCUUGUUUAUUCUUGUUGAUGAACGAUGCACAGCAUGCAAACUGCCCAGGAGGCUAUGUUGAGGGCAAAGGCGGGGUAAGCUUUAAAAAUCACAUACAUACAUUUAACCAUCCUUUGCCUCUUCCAUUAAUAAAAACAUAAUCUUAACGUAAGAUGUGGCAUAGAUGCAGAUGGGACAGGAAGGGCCGGUGCCUCGUGCAUCCUGUUCCUGCAUCUUCAUCUUAUUUAACCUGGGAUGUCCUCGUCUCCCUUGCUGCAGGGGAUGCAGCGGCUGGGAUUAGCUGAUGAGCCACAGCUUUGUAUGCUUAAAAAAAUUGUUCCUCAGCAUCUCCAGAUGGAGGAUCUGAAGCUCCGUAGCUGAUGAAUGGGAAGUAGCCGAUGGGAAACCAUUUUAAACACAAGGGGUUUGGGGAGAGCCAUGAAACUGCAGGCUAGCUGGCUUGACACCUGUUCUGGAAAAGCUGGCAGAAAGCAUUAUUAUCGGUGACAUUAUUCCAGCCUACAGAAGAAAAUAAGACUCGUUGAAGAAGGAUCGCCAUGGGAAGGGAUAUACACUGCAGGAUUCAGGAUCAGCUGUGGUUUGGCAAGAGGGUCUGGACUCCAAAGCAGGACGGAUGAAAGAAGAAGGGGAAACCCACGUAGCCAAGUUAUCAGAUGUCCAUCAUCCUCUCAGGUCUUAUCCAUCUAUUUCGACCAUUGCUAUCCUCGCUCUCCGGUGCACUCGACUGCGAGGGCUUGAACCCAUGGUACUUCCUGCUGGGCCUCCGCAUCAUGGCCAUUUUCUUCGCCAACGGCCCCUGGGACAAGAUCAAAGACGACACCAGCUGCAGUAUCACCGAGGGCGAAGGCGACCUGUCGCGAGACUUCUGCACAGCCCUUUGCUACAACCAACAUUUUCCCGUCUCCGUCGCAGCAACAUGGGGGCUGGUAUUCAUCGCGUUGAUCCUUCUUGUAGGGCUCCUGCGGCUCACCACCCCCAAGGAGAAGAAGAAGAAGAAGAGGAGAGAGAAAGAGGAUAGGGAUAAAGGGGAAGGCUUGGCCAUUGUUGCCACAGCAUCCCACAGUGGCGUCCCCGACAUAUCCACCAUCUACAACGUUGGGCGCCGUGGUCUCCCUAGGCACUAUGGCCACGACCAUGCCCACCAUCGCCACCAUGCCCACCAUCCUUACUAUACCCACUGGGAUGAUUGGCACGGGGGGCAUGCGGCUCCCAUGGCUGAAGGGUAUGGCCCCAGUGUGAGCUAUGGUCCAACGGACACUAGGCAAACCAAGAUGGCCGCACAUCAAGGUCACAUGAGGCAAACCACUGCGGCAUCCUAUUGCGGUGAAAAGGAGCAGUGCCACGUGGCCACCAAGAGCACCUCAGCCUCCCUUAGCGGCUCACCUUACAAAGGCAAAAUGCCCCCUCAGUCUUGGUCAGGUGACGAGCACAGAGAGCCCCUCCAUUGGAGAUAUGCCGACCCUCAAGAAUCGGGUGGUUUGGGUAAUGAUGGGUAUGCUAUGGGCACACCUAAAAGAUACAUCGGCCAAGGUAUCCGUGAUGAUGGCAAAUACAGCACGGCCACCAAAUGCAAGUCAGACACCGAAGGCAGCAUGGGCUAUGUCCCUGCCCAUCCCUGGGUAGAUGACAAAGCAAACAUGGCCAUCAAACGCAGGCCGGCUCAGGGGUGUAAGGUGCACGGCCAGCGCCACGUAACCUUUGACACCACAGGCAGGAGUGAUGGGGAUUUUGGAGGCAAUGUGUGCAACCAGCCAUGGAUGGCUGGAGACUCCCACUGCAAGCCCGUUGGCCAGGCUCAGGUCAUGUCCGGACCAGGUAUGGCUGCCGGACCGAUGCUGUGUUACCAUGGAGACACGGCCUGCACAUGCACCGAGGCUGAGCCAUGUCACGCGACCCCGCCGUGUGAAGCUGCCCACCACCACGACCGACACAGAGAAUCUUCUUCUAGGCGGAAGAAGAGGCCCAGGAUCACUAACAUCUGUGGUGUCCCCCUCUUUGAUAUCUGGGUGGGACUUAUCCUUGCCUUGGAGAUCUCUUUCCUCUGUGUCAUUUUCAUCUUCCAGAUGCCCAGGCUCUGGGGUGCGUAUUGGGUAUGCACCCCGUCGACUACCAGGUGCCAGCAGAGAAUUGAGUGCACCAUAAAUGGCAGGGCUGAGAAGCGGGUGGCGUUGUGGGGGCUGGUUUUCACCUCCAUCCUUUUCAUCAUCACCUGCGCCGGCUACUUCCACCUGCGGAUGUGCUGGAACGAGAGCUGCCAGAGAAUGUGCAGGGAGAAGGAAGAGGAAAGCCACGAAGAAGUGUGCUCUGAGGAGUCGGAGGAGAAGGAUGACGACAACAGAGGGCGUGAAGUGGGGGUGUGAGAAGGGUGGCGAGAGGCCCAGACAACCACCUCAAGCCUCGGAUCACAGGCUCGCAUCAGAACUGAGCGUUCCUCCAUACAAGAAGAAGUCCCCUCUCAGGAAAAAUCCACAGGAGGAUUCUGGGAACUGUAGUUUAUCGAAGGUGCUAAGGGUUGUUGGGAGACUUGUAUUCCCACCCCAAAGCUUUGAUUCCCAGAGUUCCCAGUGAAGAGGGAUUGCUUGUUAAUCUGCUCUGUAAAUUGCAGCUAUGAGUGGGGAAUACGGAGGGUCUCCUACCAACUCUCAGCAUCCUUAACAAACCACAGCUCCCAUAAUUCUUUUGGGGGAAGCCAUGACUGUUUAGUGGUAUCACAAUCCUUUAAAAGUAAGGUGUGAGUACGGCCUCAGUCUGGUGAAUUCCAACGUGCCACCCUGAAACUGCAAAGUGUGGAAUUUUGUCACUUCUACAUGAACUUAAAAGUCUCCAUUUUCCUCUUCCAGGCCGUGUUCUCUCUGAGAUUGUCAAGGUGUGUCUGGGGAGCCGCCCAUGCAGCAGCCUGAAGUUUAGACUGUAGAUGGCGGGGUCUCACGUGACUGAAUGUUCUUCCGUUUAAAAUAAAAUCUCUUACAUACAGAAAACAAUAGAUUCUCCAAGUCAGUCGGCGUUUUAUCAGCCGGAGCACACUGGAGCGCAGUUCUGGCACUUCUCUCAUGGGUGCCACUUCUGUUGUUGGAAAAAUCUUUGCAAAGUUUAGACAUUGCUUGAUUUUCUUGUGCUACUGUUGGUGGUAAAGAAUGCUAGCAAUGUAUUUAUUUUACUUUCUUUCCUUUUUUGUUUUAAAAUGUACCAUUUCAGUGCAGUGCUUAUUUGUGACAGCUCAUGCUGGUUCAACGAACGGGGAGUACCAAUUAGUCAAGAGAGAUUUUUGUGGUAGAUGAGAGUGGUAUAAAAUUAAAGGGGCGGGGAGGAGAGAAUAAAACAAGAUGCUUCCUGAGCCGUUUCCCCGCAGCAAGUUACCUGUAAUGACUUCAAGAAAUCCCUUAAGAUCUGGAAUCAAAGGAAUGUAAUUUGGAUGAAGUUCAGAUGAAGGCGCAGAAUGAAUGCAUACACAGAGAAGGAAGGAUAAUUUCAUUUCUUUUUAAACCACAGCACGCUCAUUAGUUUAAUUAGCCUUUAACCAACUUUGAGCGAAAGGGAGGAGUUACAACUUCAUUGAAAGCACAGUCAAGAGGUAAAAAGUACACACAACCGCCACCCUGAAACUGUGCCCCACCCCAGACUGUAAUUAGGGCAGGCAAAUCAACCCCAGGGUUGAUUUAGGCCCCUAAUCCAGGACCAGGGCUUCUCCUGUGUACCCAUACAGAUGAACAACCAGUUUCUAUUAAGGAGAGCCCAGGAGUCCUGCAAACUAAUUGCAUGCAAGAUAAACACCACCAGCAGAGAUUAGAGCAAUUAAUUCCAGCGUUCUGAACGCCGCCUUUGUUUUCUUUGAGAUGAAGAACUUUUGUUAAAUCACUUUUGCACCUUCAUUGGCAAGAUUUGAAAGGUUCAAAUCAUCAGGAUAUGAAUGCUUAAAACUAUUGUUUAAUUGUAUUCAAUAUCAAUACUGUAUUUCCGGGUUAGCAGAGUCUGUAACCUGAAGCGACUGUAACCUGAAGCAUCUGUAACCCGAGGUACCACUGUAACCUGAAUUUUAGUAUUAUACAAUAUAAAAAGAUGGGUCUACUGCGUGU